Messenger RNA from Pseudophryne corroboree (corroboree frog), 3666 nucleotides. RefSeq names its product plasmanylethanolamine desaturase 1 (gene PEDS1). The record is from RefSeq and is a predicted model, not a curated record. The transcript has 6 exons. Lineage: Eukaryota; Metazoa; Chordata; Amphibia; Anura; Myobatrachidae. Gene Ontology annotation, molecular function: oxidoreductase activity. The coding region runs from base 62 to 982 and encodes 306 amino acids.
CCGUCUCACGUUCCUGACUUCCGAUUGGCUCAGGAUUCCCGCCCCUUCCUUGACACUUCCAAUGAGUCGCCGAGCGAGUGACCGUCGUGUCUCUGAUUGGCUGGCCGGCAACAUGGCGAGGAAGGCGCACGGAGGAGCCGACAGUGACCCCCGGCUCUGCCCGAUGGCCGAGAAGGGAGAGCUGUCGGAUAGCUGGCGGCACGAGCGGGCGGAGCCGGGAAAGGAAGGCAACCCGCGGUGGGGCCCGCAGCAUGCUGGAGCCAAGGAGCUGGCUGAACUUUACUCGCCAGGGAAGCGGUUACAAGAAUGGAUUUCCGUUGUACUUUGCUUCCUACUGAUGUCCUUUAAUUUCUGCAAUCUAGUGCUCUAUUUCAGCUUUGAGCAUACCGCCAGCAUUGUACUCAGCUUUGUUGCAGGGAUCGUAACGGCUGACUUUGCCUCCGGAUUAGUGCACUGGGGAGCGGACACUUGGGGCUCCGUGGAGUUACCUAUUGUCGGAAAAGCUUUUAUCAGACCUUUUCGGGAGCAUCAUAUCGAUCCUACAGCAAUCACGAGACAUGAUUUUAUAGAAACUAAUGGCGAUAAUUGCAUGGUGACCAUUUUUCCUCUGGCGUGUAUGGCAUAUAAAUUCCUCUUCCUUUCUCCAGAUUUCAUCUACAAAACGUAUGCCACAGAGUGUUUCAUCUUUGCACUGGCAAUGUUCGUGACGCUGACUAACCAGAUUCACAAGUGGUCUCACACAUACUUUGGUCUUCCUUCCUGGGUGGUCUUCCUCCAAGACUGGCAUAUCAUCUUACCCCGAAAACACCAUCGUAUUCAUCACGUGUCUCCACAUGAGACUUAUUUCUGUAUCACAACAGGUUGGUUGAAUUACCCGUUAGAGAAGCUAGGAUUUUGGAAACGCCUAGAAGACAUCAUCCAGGGUGUAACUGGCGAAAAGCCUCGAUCGGACGACUUAAAGUGGGCUCAGAAAGUGAAAUAAUAUCCGGUCAGCUCACGUCAUUCCUGAAACAAUUGCCAACCUUUUUACAAAUAAAAAGUGAAAACUAAAGCCAUUAGCCAAAUAUGUUAAAGACUCUAAUGGAAGUAACUGACUAACAAGCACAAGUAUUCUGUGCUAACACCGUAAAACUCUAAUCCAUGGACAUUCACACUCCACGCUAUGAGAGACACAGGGCACGGUAUGCAACUUUGUCCUCUUCAUACAGCAGCUGACAGGAUUUGUUUUUGUUUUGGGUUUUUUUGUAAGUUUUUUUGUAAGACCUUUCACCUUGCUGAGCCUCACAUGACCUUCAUGUGAGCCAGAAAAGAGGAAGAUUGUACUCUUAUCUUGCACUAUGGAAACGCAUCAGUGAAGUUAAUGACAUUUGUUGUAUCAACAUGAAUCUGCUGCCCAUGGAAAAGCCUAAUGCAAAUAUGAAGAAUAGUUUUUUUCAUUUUUCUCCUUUUUGUUUAGUAUUUCUCAGUUACGUCAUGAGCUACGUGAGAAGGGCUAUAGGUGCAUGUUACUGAGAACAAUAUAGGCAGCCAGAUUGUGGGCAUAUGGCACUUCAGUCACCCAGCGCUGUGUUCUGACAUAGAAACUGAUGUGUAAGGAAAGAUGAAUGGAACUGGAGUUGAUUAUCAGAGCACUGGCUGACAUGUAACUCCUGAGUCACUGAAAGAUAACUAUAUUUUUAAAUACCUCCUGAAUGAUCAUAGUGAGGGAAUAUAAGAGAUUCCCUCAGUGAUAAAUAUAUAUAUUUUUAGACUAGGCAACAAAUCAAUAAAACUUGCAGUCGAUAAGUAGCAUCAGUCCUUUAAAUGAAAGUGUAAUUAGGUCCUUAAUGCACUAGCCUGACGUAGCCGGUGUAUGAGGUAAGUAAUGUAGGAAGGUGAUAGCUGUUGUAAUGAAUGUGAAGUUGGCAUCUGGGCUUAUUUGUAUAUAACACAGACUGACCAGCAAUUCUACCACAAUCCCAUCAGUUGUUGAGCACCAGGCCAUCCGGCACCUGUUUCUUCAUAGGAAGCUCUGAUAUGCAACACACAGACAAUGGCAUAAUGAGACUGAUACCUUGACAUGUUUGUGUGCCGUCUCACCAAAGCACGUGGUACUUCAGUUAUAGGUUUUAUUUGUUACCUUUAGGACUAUUAUUAUUUAUGUCAAAAUAUCGCACACUCUUAUUAUCAUUAUCUAUGGCACUGAACACCUCCGAUAAAGACCCUUUCAGGGGUUAAUGUAUUUUUACAUAUAUGCUGCAUUACUGUUGUGCUAUAUUCAUUGGCAUAAAUUCAUACAAAGCAGAAAGCAUCCAUUUUACACAGGUGUACAAUUUUAGAUGUCUGAUCUAGGCACACCAAGCUCAUUCCUUUAGUAAGCACCCACAGUGUGCUUAUGGAAGUUAAAGCAGCAAUCCCACAUAGAAGGGUAAACAUUUCUUUAAAUAGCUUUAAGCAUGAAUCUGCUACUUUUCUUACCCUCCUACAAAUUAUUUAUCUUUUUUUUUUUUUAAGUCACGCUUAAUGGAAAUAGUAUAUGCUCACGUACACACUCAGAAUAUUAGGAUAUAAUUGAAAACAGCUUAGAGGGGUGUUUCAAAGCACCUCUGCUCUCUACAUCUUGUGCCAUGUGACUGGUGGCCAUGGUAUUAUCAACAGUGUGCAAAAACUGAAAAACUGUCAAUCAUUAAUAGCAAUCUGAAGAAACAAACAAAGAGAAAAAACGCAAUGUACUAAGAUGUCACUUGGAGCAUGCCACAGUGAUUUAUAUUAGAUAAUAGAAAUCAAAUAUGUUCAUGGGAUUGCUGCUUUAAAUGGUUAAAUGUGCCAAUCUUUCUGUUUCAGUUCCUGCACUACAACCAGUGCUGGCUGAGUCUAAGAACCAGAAAGCAGAAAUCUCUAUAAUUUCUACAGCUAUCCACACAAGCUCCUGAUUUCCUGGUCUGUCUUUAAUGAAACUACCAGAUGCCAAUGCAAAACAUUUAAGUAAUAAGGCUAUAUAUUGCAUUUUGCAUCUGAUCGCUAUUACCUUUGUGACUUCUGAAUCAUUAAAUACAUUUCUUCUGCUUUCUAUUAAUUCACAAAACCAGUAUUUCCAGUUUAGGUUUAGACAGGUGGUAAAAAACCAUGAAUUAUGUAAAUGUUAUCAAUUCCUUAUGACUCACACUGAUCUAAUGUGUGACUUAUUAACUGAAAUGGUGGCUACUAGUAUCGUUUAACAACACUUUGCUUAAUAAAAGUACCUAAGCUGUUAGCAAAAAAAAUAAUAAUGUUUUAUAAUGAACGAAUGGAUGAUUUAGAUUUCGUAUUUAGGCCUGUACGAUGUUUCACCCUUCUAUAUUAAUAUAUAUAAAAUGUAGUUAAUGUAUACAAGCUGACGAUACUAGGUAAUAGAAAUACAGCUGUCUUGUAAGCCAUGAUAAAAUUAGUUCACAAAUCUGACUUUUUGGGAAGGAUUUAAUAUAAAGUUGUAAAAUUUUUAGUUUAGUAGUCCAUUGCUUUCCCCAUUACAGGUGAUCCCAAGAUUUCUGUCCUCACAGGAGUGUGCUAUUCCUAUGUGUGUACUGUACAUGACGUCUGUAGUGAUGAGCACACACUGCUGUACUUUCCUAUAGACUGGUAAGAAGAUAAAUACAAGGAGAGUAGUUGUAUGUGGAAGAGAAGACAACAUGUCCAGAUGCUAUAUUA